This is a messenger RNA of Aspergillus melleus, 1773 nucleotides long. RefSeq names its product Hsp70 family protein. The record is from RefSeq and is a predicted model, not a curated record. Bases 1 to 1773 code for a protein of 590 amino acids. NCBI's taxonomy places the organism in Eukaryota, Fungi, Ascomycota, Eurotiomycetes, Eurotiales, Aspergillaceae. The transcript has 10 exons.
AUGGAUGACAACAGAACUAUCGUCGUUGCCAUAGACUUCGGUCUAACUUAUACUGGAGCGGCCUUCAUUUGCCCGUCCUCUUCCCGCCGCCCGGAUGAAGUUGUCACCUUCAACCGGUGGCCGUCCCACAACGGUACAAAGCACGCCCCCAAGGCACCCAGUGCGGUUGCGUACCCCGUGCACAACCCGCGAGCCCAGAAGAGACGUUGGGGAUUUCAGAUUCAACCAGGAAUGACGGCAUCAUCAUGGAUGAAGUUUUUCCUGGAUGACGAGGCCAGCAAUGAACUGUGGGCAUUGAGCACUGGGCCGUGGGAAAGGGCAGGCGGAGCACUCUGGAUUCCCGACAACAAAACACCGAUCGAAGUCAUCGCGGACCUCUUGAGAGAAGUCUACCGAUGCAUAAUGAGGGCAUUGAAAGAUCAUGUCGCGAAAGUCACCCGGGGGAAUUACGACGGAAUUCCUGUGGAAUUCUGGUUCGCCGUUCCCACAACCUGGUCAGAGAUCGCCAAGGAAAGAACGAUAAAAGCUGCUGUCCAGGCAGGCUUUGACACAGGACUUGGAGGAUAUUCAGCCGAGAUAGUGCUCAUCGACGAGCCUCAUGCGGCCAUGACCGAUAUCAUCGCCCAGGCGUCACCCACGACUUAUUCAAUCUGGGCGGGUGAUGCGAUCCUCGUGUGCGACUGUGGCGGAGGCACCACAGAUGUAGUCAGCUACUACAUAGACGAGGUCGACCCUUACUCGUACAGCGAGAUAAGUGCCUCCUCAGGUGCAAUUUGCGGUGCCACUACAGUACAGCGCGCACUGUACACUCUUAUGAUAGAGAGGUUCGGCGAUGCAUUUAUCGAUGCCCCUCUUCCCCUACGGGCCCCAGGAAGUCUCUUUAUGGCGAAUUUCGAGGAAUGCAUGGCUAAAUUCGACGGUUCCGACCAGUCAAAGGCUCAGCUUCCGCUACGUAUGGAGUCUCGGGGAUACAACCCGAGGUGGUACAACAUACGGAAGGCUGAGGUCCUUCUUUCCGCAGAUGAUCUGCGUGGGUUAUUCAACCCGGCUUUGAGUACUAUUUGCAACCUAUUGAGCCGUCAGAUGGUGGCCGCAUACAAUCUUCCACAAAGGAUACACAUAAAUCAGAAGAUAUUCCUGGUUGGAGGCUUUUGUUUGUCCCCAUAUGUCUUCCAGGCCAUCUCUAAUCGCUUCGCGGUUAACGGCGCAACAAUCGUCUACAGGCCCGACGAGGCACAGUUGUCCAUGGUACGGGGUGCCGCAAUUUGGGGAUCAGGGGUUCUCCGACCGGCAACAAGGGUCUCCCACUGCCACUUCGGCGUCGAAGCGUCGAUGACAAUGGAUAAUUUCUAUACUGCGGAUUACCAUUACCUCAGUUCACUAUCGAGUGGCAGGACCGCCACGAAUACCAUCACCUGGCUCGUGUCUAAGGGGGUUCGAUACAAAACCGACGACUUUGAGGACUACCCGAUCUUCCUCGUCCACAAGUACGAUGACUUCUCAACAAAGUCUUGUAAUGUAUACUCAUCAACAAUGGACGCGGCUCCAGUUCGGCUCGAUCACGAAGGUGUGCGACUGACGAUGCCAGUUAUCUGCGACUUACAGAAAUUAGACCUGGAGUCAAUGCCUCAGAGAAAUAUCAAUAACUGCCUAUUCUACUUGGUAGAAUGUAAUGUCCACGUUAUCCUUGGGCAGAGCGACGGGUCCAUCAAGUUGGAAGUGUGGGCACAGAAUCAGGUAAUUGGUGACAAUGGAUCUCUCAACUUAGCAUGA